AUGGUGCUUGAUCACGCUCCCGUGACGGGGCUGCUGCUCGGCUUCUCCCUCCUCUCCAUGUCCCUUACCCCACGACAUUACAUGGCGCUGCGGCACUCGUACGUGGUACCGGGGUGGAAAACAACCAUCAGACGUCUCCCAUUGGAAACAUUACCGUUUGGAUCUAUUGGUGUGUCCUCGGCAGACGUCAUGUGCACCCUUCUGGUGCUGUUUCAGAUGCGGAUCCUGGAGCGGCGUUGGGGGUCCUCAUUGUUUCUCGCUUUUGUCAUGACAUCCGCCAUGACGGGCUCUGUGCUGCUCAACAUGCUCGUGACGGAAGCCACACCACCCUUGAAUUUGGAUCAAUUUCGUAUUUUGUCAGCGGGGGGUUCCAUCGUCCCACUGGUGGCCCUUGCCACGCGCUAUGUCCUUGAGGUCCGCUCGCUUCACCGGUGGCGUGUUCCACUUCUUCGAAUUUCACUGACAGAGUGGUCCCUGGUCCUUGUGCCCCUCAUGCGAUUGGUGUUUUUUCCCGCUACGGAGGUUAGCCCAAGGACGCACAAGCAGCGGGCCAUUCAGGUGGAUAUCGGUUCCUGGACACGCGUGUUGUUGGCUAUCUUAGGUAUCAUAUGGGGUGUUGCCUCCAAGGAAACGUGGUUGCUUACAUGGUGGUUUAGGUUUUCUAGCCGCUGCAUCUGCCGCCCGUUUAUUAACUUUAUUCGCCCUGUCCUCUCCUGCCUGACGGGAUCAUCAAAUAUUGUGGAACUUGGCGUUCCGCGGCAGAACAACAGUGGACAGCCGUCGCCGGGUGGCCGCUACACCGUGGACAACCUCGCUGGACUCCACGAGGAUGAAAACACGCGUAUGCAUCGUGAGCGUGGGUCUGUCGAUGCGUCCUUUGCAGGACAUGUGCGCCGGCGAUAUGAGCCACAGGCUGGGUCCCACAACGGCGCACUUAUGCUGGGUGAUGCUGUCCUGGACGAGCGGACUGCUCAAAUCAUGGAGCUCGGGAUGGGGUUUGACGCGGAGACCGUUCGCUCCGCCUUAAUUGAUGCAAAUGGGUACGUCGACAUUGCUGUUGAAAAACUCGUGCGCCGCCGUUGA
Trypanosoma rangeli is the source of this 1083-nucleotide messenger RNA. RefSeq lists its product as uncharacterized. Bases 1 to 1083 code for a protein of 360 amino acids. The record is from RefSeq and is a predicted model, not a curated record. The transcript has a single exon. Lineage: Eukaryota; Euglenozoa; Kinetoplastea; Trypanosomatida; Trypanosomatidae.